Messenger RNA from Helianthus annuus (common sunflower), 845 nucleotides. RefSeq names its product 60S ribosomal protein L17-2. Gene Ontology annotation, cellular component: cytosolic large ribosomal subunit; ribosome. The transcript is spliced from 7 exons. The record is from RefSeq and is a predicted model, not a curated record. Gene Ontology annotation, biological process: cytoplasmic translation. NCBI's taxonomy places the organism in Eukaryota, Viridiplantae, Streptophyta, Magnoliopsida, Asterales, Asteraceae. Gene Ontology annotation, molecular function: structural constituent of ribosome. Bases 119 to 646 code for a protein of 175 amino acids.
CAGGGCAGGGCUGGGUAGUUAUAGUUAGAAACCCUAGACCUCCCAUUAGGUUAUUUCUGGGGCGGCCUCCGAAGAUCCAACAGCAUUUUCACCGGCGGCACGAUCAUCCUCAGCAGUCAUGGUGAAAUACUCAAAGGAACCAGAAAACCCCACCAAAUCUUGCAAAGCUAGGGGAUCAGAUCUCAGGUGUCACUUUAAGAACACCCGAGAAACUGCCCAUGCUAUCCGUAAGUUGCCUUUGAUCAAGGCUAAGAGAUACUUGGAAGAUGUCUUGGCUCACAAGCAAGCUAUUCCAUUCACCCGGUUUUGCCGUGGUGUUGGCCGUACCGCACAAGCCAAAAACCGUCACUCCAAUGGACAAGGACGUUGGCCCGCUAAGUCUGCAAAGUUCAUCCUUGAUCUGCUGAAAAAUGCCGAGAGUAACGCUGAGGUCAAAGGGUUGGAUGUGGAUGCUCUUCACAUUUCUCACAUUCAGGUGAACCAAGCACAGAAACAAAGACGUCGCACAUACCGUGCUCACGGAAGAAUUAACCCUUACAUGUCUUCGCCUUGUCACAUUGAACUCACUUUGUCUGAGAAAGAAGAACCAGUUAAAAAGGAGCCUGAGACACAGUUGGCUCCUAGAACCAAGAAGAACCAAGCUUAAGUCAGGAGUGCAUUUUCAUGAGUGAGGCUCAUAGUUUGUUGGUAGAAGGAAUUCUGUUUUUGUUUUCACUUAUUAUAUCAGAACCAUGUGUUUUUGUUUCCAAAGAUUCUUAUCCUCCUAUUUUCAAUUAUGAGGUACUUGUGCUUUAUGAAACUAAAAUGUUGAGCAAAACUUGUUCCAUUCAGGGCUGGUUGUCCAA